CCUUUUGGAAUACGGAGGGAUGAAAGUGCGCAUGCGCGGAAUCCACAGCCUCUCCGAAAGUACAGCCGGCGCGCCCCCGCGCUCACGCGCCCGCGCCGAGAGCAGAGCGUCCCGGAGCGCGUCCCGAACGAGAAGCAGAGCGGAGCGACGUCGUACCUGUUUAAAGGAGAAGUGAGGGGCGUUCACCAAAACAAACUAACAAACAAACAGAAGGAGGAUUAAAGGGUUUUUUUUGGAGGGGGACUAGCUGGUGGAAAUAACUUAAUUAGAGAAAUUUAAUUAAUGAUUCAAUUAUAAAGAAAAGAAACGGGUGCGCGCGAGGCGUCCCGGCGUUCACGAGCAGGAAGAUGCGGAAUAAAGCAGUGUUUAAUUAGAAGCAGCUGCUGAAGCUUUGGAGUUUCCUUCAAGUUCAGUUCCGGAUUAUAAAAUGGCUUGAGUUUUUUUUUUCUUUCUUAUUACUAUUAUUUUUUCUUUCUUUCUUUCUUUUUUUUCUUUAGGGAAAACCAGAGCUCAUGUUUGGAAUAGCGCUGAAACUUCACCGCGUCUGAAACGUGCUCAGAAAGACACCGGGAGGAUUUAAUAACCACCUGUUUCCGGACAGACCCGUGUCUCUUGUCUAUUUUAUCUUCUGUCCUCAUCAUGUCCAAAGCGACGCCGAAAAAGAGCCACUGGAGCGCGCGGGUGCGCGAGUGCGCGGUGCGUCGGGACGCGCGCGGGGACGUGAAUGUGCCGCUGCGCGGCGGCGCGGAGAACGGCGAGUUCGUGUACGUGGGCCGCGUGGAUCCCGGUUUCAUCAGCUACGACCACGGCAGCCUGACCGAGGGGGACCUGGUGCUGGAGGUGGACACCCUGGCCGUGUCCGGAUUGCCGCUGUACGACGUGCUGAGCGCCGUAAAGAACUCCAGAGGUGCCGUGAACCUCAAAACCGCCCCCCAAGGAAAUAAGCUGACCAAGGACCUUAAGCAAUACCUGAGCCAGAGGUUUCAGAAAUCUUCAGAGGACCACAAGCUCCAGCAGACCAUACGGGAUAACCUCUACCGCCAUGCCGUGCCUUGUACGACCCGCCCUCCUCGUGACCGAGAGGUUCCCGGAGUCGAUUAUAACUUCCUCUCGGUGGAGGACUUCCUGAAGCUCGAGCAGAGCGGGACACUCCUGGAGAUCGGCUCCUACGAAGGUAACUACUAUGGAACACCCAAACCGUCGAGCCAGCCCCCCGCUGCUAAAGUGAUUGGCGGAGAGGCGUCGCCCUACGACCAACAGCGCCCCCAGGAGACCACGCCCCGCCGCUCAAAGUCGUACAAUGAGAUGCAGAAUGCUGGAAUAGCCCCCGCCGACACAGAGGAUGAGGACGAGCUUCCUGAAAUGAACAGCAGCUUCACAGGAGACUCGAGUGAACCGGACGAGCACCCCUCCGUCCGCCCCUUUGCCCCACCUCAGCGGCUCAACAACGUCCCAACGGCAACCACGGAGAGCGCACAGAACACACACACACACCCCAGCCACCCCGCAGACGAGGACCCGCUGGGCCCUUUACCCGAAAACUGGGAGAUGGCUUACACCGAGAACGGCGAGGUCUACUUCAUAGACCACAACACAAAGACCACAUCCUGGAUCGACCCUCGGUGCCUGGACAAGCCCCAGAAACCCCUGGAGGAGUGCGACGAUGACGAAGGAGUUCAUACUGAGGAACUGGACAAUGAUCUAGAGUUGCCCACCGGCUGGGAAAGGAUCGACGAUCCAGUCUACGGGGUUUAUUAUGUAGAUCACAUUAACAGAAAGACGCAGUAUGAGAAUCCCAUACUGGAAGCUAAGAGGAAGAAGCAGUUGGAGCAGUCGCAGCCUGCGGAAGAGUGGAUAGAAGAGAACGCUUCAAGAGCACCGCUAGCCAGCUACGCCGCCAUUCACCGGGAGAUCCACAGAAGCCCCGAUCCUCCUUUAACUGCAGUAGAGGCCAAACGAGUGAAGCCUUUCUUCACACGAAACCCGGCCGAGCUGAAGGGAACGUUCAUCAACACCAAGCUGAAGAAGAGCCGGCGUGGUUUCGGUUUUACGGUGGUCGGCGGGGACGAGCCGGACGAGUUCCUCCAGAUCAAGAGUCUGGUGCUGGACGGGCCGGCCGCUCUGGACGGCAAAAUGGAGACAGGUGAUGUGAUCGUCAGCGUGAACGACACUUGCGUCCUGGGCUACACGCAUGCACAGGUGGUAAAGAUCUUCCAGUCCAUACCUAUCGGUUCCAUGGUGGACCUGGAGCUAUGCCGAGGAUACCCGCUGCCCUUCGACCCUGACGACCCCAACACCAGCCUGGUGACCUCCGUUGCUAUUGUGGACAAGGAGCCAAUCAUCGUCAACGGCCAAGAAAGCUACGACUCUCCAUCCAGCCACGGCAGCCACAACGGCACCACCAGCGAACCCCCUCGGCCCCUAAGCCCCACCCACGAGCCCAUCCCCGACGGCACGCAGGAGCAGCGUUUUGCCGGCGACGCGGUCACCAUGGCCUCAUCUAUCGCCACGCAGCCCGAGUUGAUCACGGUGCACAUGGAGAAAGGAGACAAGGGCUUUGGUUUCACCAUCGCAGACAGCCCGGGGGGCGGCGGCCAGCGGGUCAAGCAGAUUGUGGAUUACCCGCGAUGCCGAGGGCUCAGGGAAGGUGAUAUCAUUGUUGAGGUGAACAAGAGGAACGUGCAGAACCUUUCUCACAACCAGGUGGUGGAUCUGCUCAGCAAGUGUCCUAAAGGCAGCGAAGUCACCAUGCUGGUCCAGAGAGGGGUGGCUCCUGUCAAGAAAAGCCCAAAACUGCAACCUCUGGAGAGAAAAGACAGCCAGGGUAGCCACCGGAGCCUCCCCUCGGACUCGCCUCUUCACUCCUCGCAGGCUCCAUCCACAGAGACGGCAGCUCCGCCUCCCCCCGCCCAGCCGCUGCCCGGCCUGCCCCCUCAGGAGCCGGUGACAGACGGCACGCUCGCCAAGAAACCGGACCCGUUCAAAAUUUGGGCCCAAUCCAGGAGCAUGUAUGAAAGUAGGCUGCCAGACUACCAGGAACAGGAUAUCUUUCUGUGGAGGAAAGAUACAGGUUUUGGGUUCCGGAUCCUCGGAGGGAAUGAACCAGGAGAGCCAAUUUACAUCGGCCACAUCGUGAAGUACGGUGCCGCAGAUGAGGACGGACGCCUGCGCUCCGGAGACGAGCUGAUCUGCGUGGACGGGACGGCCGUGGUGGGCAAAUCCCAUCAGCUUGUAGUGCAGCUCAUGCAGCAGGCAGCCAAGCAGGGCCACGUCAACCUGACCGUCAGACGCAAAACUGGAUAUGGAGCGAAGGUGGACGGUGAAGUCCCUCCGUCUCCGGCCUCGUCCCAUCACAGCAGUACCCAGGCGGCGUCUCUGACGGAGGACAAGCGCACGCCUCAGGGCAGCCAGAACUCUCUAAACACGGUCAGCUCGGGCUCAGGCUCCACCAGCGGCAUCGGCAGCGGAGGAGGUGGUGGCGGUGGAGGAGGAAACAGUAGCGUAGUGCCAAGUGCGAUCCAGCCGUACGACGUCGAGAUCCGGCGCGGCGAGAACGAAGGCUUCGGCUUCGUCAUCGUCUCGUCCGUCUCCAGACCUGACACAGGGACGACUUUCGCUGGAAACACAUGUGUGGCCAUGCCUCAUAAAAUAGGGCGGAUCAUAGAGGGCAGUCCAGCAGACCGCUGCGGGAAGCUGAAGGUAGGAGAUCGGAUCCUCGCCGUCAACGGCUGCUCCAUCACCAACAAGUCUCACUCGGACAUCGUCAACCUGAUAAAGGAGGCGGGGAACACGGUAGCGCUGCGCAUCAUUCCAGGAGAUGAGUCCUCCAACGCGGCGCUGCUGACCAACGCUGAGAAGAUCGCCACCAUCACUACCACACACACACCUCAACAACAAGCUGCACCUGAGCCAAGAAACAACAGCAAACCAAAACAGGAGUCUUUCGAGUUUAAAGCGCCUCAGGUUCCUCCUCCACCAGCCCCCACACAAGCUACAAAUCAGGAAGGAGAGCUGUACUCAGUGGACCUGGAGAGAGACAGUAAAGGCUUUGGAUUCAGUCUGCGUGGAGGACGCGAGUACAACAUGGACCUGUACGUGCUGAGACUCGCCGAAGAGGGAGCAGCGGUGCGCAGCGGCAAGAUGAGGGUAGGAGACGAGAUUUUGGAGAUUAAUGGCGAGAGCACCAAAGGCAUGAAGCACACCCGCGCCAUCGAGCUGAUUAAGAGCGGCGGCCGGACAGCACACCUGGUGCUGAAACGCGGCGACGGCUCGGUCCCCGAAUAUGACGGCAACGACGACAACAACGGCCCCGUCGUCGGGGCUCAAACUGUUUCGGAAGUGAACCCAGCGCCUCCUAACAGACUGCAUCACCCGCCAUUGGAAUCCAGCUCUCCACAAGACCUUCAUAAAACAUCCAGGAACGAGGACAGGAGGAAAGGCGAGUCAGGUCAGCGCAAGCACGGCCAUCGCUCUAAUCAUCACCAUAGCAACCACAGACACCGUUCCCCGGACAAAAGGGGCAGGAACACACAUCAUAGUAAGAAAAGAAGCAGCAGUGGUAAUAACCGGAGAAGAGACGAGAAGAGGUACAGCAAGGAUGAUUCAUCCAGCCAUCAGCACCACCGGAGGCACCAUUCGCCGGAGAGGAGGCGGCGGACGAGGAGCGCCGACAACACUUUGGACAGCCGGCACGAACGUCGGCACGGCCGAUCCCCGAAUAGACGCCACCAUCGUCACUCUUCUCCACAAAGGCACCGUUCCCCACAUCGAUCAGGGCACAGGCACAGGUCCCCUCACCGUCGCAAAUCGCCGUAUCGUUCCCCACAUCGCUCCAAAUACCAGUCCCCACGUCGCCAAUCCAACCCUCCUUCUGACGGGCCACGCAAUGGCAAACCGCAGCGGGAUGAGGAUGAGGGCCUGAAGGAUCCUCCAUCUCCUGUGUCUUCUUUCAACUUGGACAGUGUCCUGGAUGAGUUGCCUGCAACGGAGCGGCCAAACCGUGAGAGCCCUUUGCCACGGACGACGUACGAUGGUUUAGAGCGUGGCAAUGAUCUGUCUUUCCCUGGCAAAUCCUACAGUCACCUCAACAGUACUAGCACCCUUCCCCGACAGUUUGUUAACAGCAACAAUGGUAAUAGCCUCCCCCAGUUCUACGAUCGUUCGAACCGUGAUGACAUCCUCCCCAGGCAGUCGUACGACCGCUUGAACCAUGACGAUACCCUACGUCGAAUGCCGUACGGCCGCGCGAACCGAAAUGAACCUCUCCGCCAAGAGCCCUACAACGGUUUGUCCCAAAGCAAUCCUUUUCCCAGAGAAACGAUCGACCGAUUUUCGACCAUGGAGCGGACAUACAAUGGGGACAGCUUGCCCCGGAGAACUUACCAGGACCAGAGCCUUCCCCGCAUCCGAACCCCGGAUUCCGGUGCAGCUUUCCAGAAGUACAGUUCGCUGUUAAGGGGUCGCUCUCCAGAGAGAAAGAGCCGAUUAUCCCAGUCGGAUACUCCAGAAAUGACCUCCUACCGAGCCAGGAGCCUUGACCCAGACAUGCUACCUGCAAGAGGUUCUCGAAACAUGGUUGACCCCGACGAGGAAGACAACGCAAGCAGUGUAAGAAAUUACUACAGCAAACUCAAGUCCAAUUACGGCAAAGUCAACAAUCCACUCCCCGAGCCCAAGAAGACGGCCUACAAAGAGAGCUCCAAAGAUCUCAGCAUCUGACAGACUGGCACGGAACAGCAAACGCCCUCGCGCCGUCUGAGGACCUUGUAUACUAUGCUAUGAAUUUGACAUUCCUAUGUUUUCCUAGACAGAUUACUUGACAACUUGUAACAAACAGCGGAAGAAUGGGUUUUUGGUUUUUUUUGCUGUACUUUCCAGGAAUUGUUGGUGGUUUUUUUUUUAUUAUUUCUUUUCCUACACAAACAGUUCUACAUCUAUCAGAGAUUGACGACUAUGUAUAAAGAAAACGAUUAUGUGCCUAAUAGUACCAUUCUUGAUGGUUUUUAUUUUAUAAAGGGCAGUUUUUUGAACUACUGUCUGAUUAAAGUAUUUUUCGGUUUAAGAGACCACACCCAUGCACCGAGCAUCUCUCCUCACUGGGUGCUCACAUGUAUGCUGUGCAUGUCUUUACACGUUCAGUGUCUUUUUCUUCUUUAUUUUGUUCUUUCUCUCCCUCGGUGCCAAUGAUUUUUACACAUUUGACCAGAGUAUAGCACAAGUCUGCAUUCGUUUGUAUAUUUUUGACAGUUUGCAGUACGUGUACAUUCAGAGGUGAUUGUUUUACGAGAAUGAAGGGAACAUGAAGUUAAAAUAUGAUAAUGUGAGAAUAAAAUAUAUACACAAUCUUCA
Molecule: messenger RNA, 6348 nt
Organism: Silurus meridionalis
Lineage: Eukaryota; Metazoa; Chordata; Actinopteri; Siluriformes; Siluridae
Gene: magi1b
Product: membrane associated guanylate kinase, WW and PDZ domain containing 1b
Exons: 23
Coding region: 640-5718 (1692 amino acids)
Biological process (GO): signal transduction
Cellular component (GO): cytoplasm
Molecular function (GO): protein binding
Source: RefSeq, a predicted model, not a curated record